Hermetia illucens (black soldier fly) is the source of this 1692-nucleotide messenger RNA. RefSeq names its product piggyBac transposable element-derived protein 4-like. The record is from RefSeq and is a predicted model, not a curated record. The transcript has 3 exons. Bases 1 to 1692 code for a protein of 563 amino acids. Lineage: Eukaryota; Metazoa; Arthropoda; Insecta; Diptera; Stratiomyidae.
AUGUCGAAUUUAUUUGAUUUCGAUCCUCGUGAAGACGACGAGGAAAAAAGUGCUUUUCAUCCAUUUGAAACUAGUAGUGACGACGAAGAAUAUUUACCAGAACCGGGUGAAAAUGAUGAAAGUAGUGAAUACGAGUCAGACGACGAUGUUGUAGAUAAUGAACCACAGCAACAUGAAACUACUUGUUCUGAACCGAAGGAGUUUGUGUUAUCGAAAGAUGGAAAAUAUUGUUAUUAUUUCGAGCCGCCGCCACAAUUGCCGAAUAGAUCUAAUGCUUCAUUUGCUCUACAUGAAACACCUGGUCGAACUUUGUUGGCGUCGUCACGAUGUACUGAUAUUUUGUCGUCUUUUCUAUUAUUCAUGGAACCAAUCGAAAAGACAAUAGUUGAAAUGACAAAUUUAUAUGGAUCUCGAAAAUACAAGGAACUUUGGUUACCAGUUGAUAUUGCUUCUUUGCGCGCCUAUUAUGGUUUGCUAAUAUUAGCUGGCGUGUACAGAUCGCAUGGGCAAUGUAUAAAUGAAUUGUGGGAUGACCAAACAGGACCACCAAUCUUCCGCGCCACAAUGACUUUGAAAAAAUUCAAACUAAUAAAUGAAUGCAUUCGUUUCGAUGACAAAGAACAGAGAAAGGGAAUUCGAUCAAGAGAUAAAUUGGCACCAAUACGAAACGUUUACGACAAAUGGGUGAAUCGAUUGAAAAUGUGUUACACUGUUGGGAAAAACGUUACAGUAGAUGAACAACUUGUACCAUUUCGCGGUCGCUGCCCAUUUACACAAUAUAUACCAUCAAAACCGCAUAAAUACGGUAUCAAAAUAUGGUGUUUGUGCGAUGCAAGUACAUAUUAUGCUUGGAAUCUUGAAGUAUAUACGGGUCGCGAUCGAAAUUGUAAAGCAGAAGUAAAUCAAGGCCAAAGAGUUAUUCUGACUCUAAGCAAUCAACUGAGUUGUCGUAACAUCACAACAGAUAAUUUUUUUACUUCACGGCAGUUGGCCCUAGAAUUGAAAAAGAAACAAAACAACACAAUGGUCUCUUACGUACCAAAAAAGAAUCGUUUUGUCACUCUAUUUAGUACACUUCAUGACCAGAAAAGUGUGGCUAACGACGAACAAAAAAAGCCGGAAAUUAUUCGAUUCUAUAAUGCGACGAAAGGUGGUGUUGAUUCUCUAGAUAAACUCGUAGGCACUUAUCGCUGCAAACGCAAGGUGAAUCGUUGGCCAUUAGCCCUUUUCUGUAACAUCCUUGAUACUUCAGCAUACAACAGUUUCGUAAUAUUUAUUCAUCUCAACGCAGAUUGGAAAUAUGAGAAAAAAAAGUAUCGCCGUCGCUUGUACUUAGUGGAGCUCGGAAAGCAAUUAGUUACACCAUAUAUUGCGAACAGAAAAACUCGUCCUCGAACACCAAAUGCAAAUGCUGUUAUAGAUGAAAUUCAGAAUAUUUCAUCAAGAUCAUCAUCACCAACGACAUCAACAUCAGCAGCGCCAACAUCAACGACAAACGCAUCGCGAAAAUCGAAUUUACCAAAUUCUCAAAAACUCACGCAUGCUCCGUCAGCAGGAAAACGAAGUCGUUGUGCACAUUGCGAAUAUAAAAACAACAAAAAUUUAUACAGCAAUCGCUGUGAUAAGUGUAUAACUUAUGUUUGCAAUGCACAUCAUUUCAAACUAUGCACAAACUGCAUUGAUAAACUAUAA